GCAGCUUCCUUGCCCUCCUCCGCCCUGUUACCGUAAGUUACCUUACUGCUUACUUACUCUUAGUGCCCCAAGACACUUGUAGCCUCCUCUUUUUCUCUCUCUCCCGCCUCUGCUUCCUCUUCCUCCUCUUCCUGAUCUUCGUUGUCUGUCUAUUUUCCUUCUCACUUUGCUUGGCCUUCCCUGUCCAGGCAAGAACCGUUCUGCUGUGCUUGACCCUGAACUCUUCGGCGUGCUAGCUCUUCGUCCUUUUCAGCUCCUAGAUACCCUCUCCUUGUUGUCCUUUGACCUUUCGUGGCCUGCUGAUUUCACACGACUUAUACCCCUCCUAUCGUCUCGCUUUAUACCGUACCACCUUCGUUCACCCUCUACCUUAAUCCUCUGUUGCUCUACCGCUCGUGUUUUCCGCAGCCAUAAACGGUGUCGUUGUUUGGUCCAAGAUCCAAGCAACGAGCCCUAACACCUCUUGUCACAACGGUUGCCUCUACCAAAAAACGAAAGGCUGCGGAUCAGGUCGAGGCCGACAACAAACCGGCUCCGAAAAAAAUAACUCCGGUCGCUCCAUCCACAACCUCAGUAACCACUACAAUGUCGAGCGACGAUGAAUUUAUGUCGGACCAGCUGUCGGACGAUCAGUACGAGGAUGAUGACUAUAGCCUGGGCGAGCUCGGUACGUCAUGGUGGACUCAACUCCCGUUUAGCUUUUCCAUUGGAUUACUGACAUGUCUUUCGAAGAGGAAGAUGAUGACCGCUACUUGGACGACGUUAAGGACGAGAAGCCAUCAAAGAAGGCGUACGAAGUCGAUUACAAAGUUCAUUCUGAUGAGCAAAUCCGUGCUGCCCAGCAGAUACAGAUCGAAGAGGUUUCUAGUAUCCUGGGUCUUCCGGGGGAGCAGUGUGCCAUAUUGCUGCGUUUUUUCAAGUGGCAGAAGGAUCGACUCAUUGAAAAGUAUAUGGAUAACCCGGAUGAGGUACUGGAGGAUGCUGGCUUGGGACCGGGGUACGAGGCCCCGGCCGUGCUCGAGAAGUUGAAAGGAUUUAGCUGUGAGAUCUGUUGUGAUGACGAGCGUGGCCUGGAAACAUAUGCCAUGAAAUGUGGCCACCGUUACUGCGCGGAUUGCUAUCGGCAGUAUAUUGAGUCGAAGAUAAAAGACGAAGGGGAAGCGAGCCGCAUAGAGUGCCCUGCCGAGGGCUGUUCCAGGAUUGUGGGAUCGAAAACUGUUGAUCUCCUUGUCCCUUCCGAUGUUAACUAUAGGUAUGUUCUUGAGACCGCGCGAUUGCGCAUGACAGCCUCGCUUACCCUCGGUUUAGAUACAAGGAACUUCUUAACCGCACUUACGUCGACGAUAAGCCGAAUCUGCGAUGGUGUCCUGCCCCUAACUGUGAAUAUGUGGUGGAUUGCGCGAUAAGACCGGCACUGCUUCAUGCAAUUGUUCCAACUGUCCAAUGCAGUUGCAACCACCAGUUCUGUUUUGGAUGCGGUUAUGCGGACCACCUUCCCUGCCCGUGCCUCCUCGUCAAGAAAUGGUUGAAGAAGUGUGAGGACGAUUCCGAGACGGCCAAUUGGAUAUCCGCAAACACAAAGGAGUGUCCGAAAUGCAUUUCUACAAUAGAGAAGAAUGGAGGCUGCAAUCAUAUGACUUGGUGAGUUGCUAGAUUUUCCUUCUGUUGUUGAAUUUACCUAAUUGAGUUGCUUAGUCGAAAAUGCAAGCAUGAGUUUUGUUGGGUUUGUAUGGGACCAUGGCAGGAACAUGGCACUAGCUGGUACAAUUGUAACCGGUUUGAGGAGAAGAGCGGGUCUGAGGCUAGGGAUCAGCAAGCGAAAUCUCGUGCGUCAUUGGAACGAUAUCUUCACGUAGGUUUUGAGUUGGCAUAACCCUUUACGGUUUGGACUGACAUCUCGGUUGCAGUAUUACAAUAGAUAUGAUAACCAUGACCACUCAGCAAAAUUGGAUAAGGAUCUUUAUGUUAAGACCGAGAAAAAGAUGACGACUCUGCAAUCAUCCUCCGGUUUGUCGUGGAUUGAAGUUCAAUACCUCGAGGCCGCCUCCAAGGUUCUUCAACAGUGCCGCCAAACUCUCAAAUGGACCUACGCGUUUGCCUUUUAUCUGGAGCGGAACAAUCUUACCUACAUUUUUGAAGAUAACCAAAAAGAUUUGGAGAUGGCAGUCGAGACAUUGAGUUCACUCUUUGAGAUGCCGACCGAUCAACUUGCCAACGCCAAAAAGGAGAUGAUGGACAGAACCGCGUAUGUUAAUAGUCGGCGUAUAAUACUCUUGGAAGACACGGCGAAGGUGCUUGCGGAAGAGAAGUAAGAUUCCCCUGCUCUCGGUAUCGGGUGAUUGUAGACCCUCAUGCUGACAACGUUGAUUUACAGCUGGAAAUUUACGGUUGAUUUGAAACAGUAAGACUGCGAUAGAUGUCAAUCUCCUAGCCACUCGAGUAGAGCUUGCCAUUUCUUGUUUGUUUGUUUUCUGUUGUGGUUUGGGCCGGUGGGUGUUAUUAUGGGUUGGUCGGUGGACAUUUCCUUACUGCGAUAGGCUCGUCAAGCAAUUAAAUGUGGAAAGUAACAGCUUUUAAUAUUUUCGCUUGGAAUUCCUUCUCUUCGGCCAGUGCUGUGCUUUAGUCCUCCGGUCGAGUGGAGGAUAUAGGGCCCUACUUUGCGCUGAUUGUGCCCAUAUUUUGAAUCUGUUUCAUAGUGGAGUCUUUUUUUUUUCUUCUUUUCAUUUCUUUUGACUGAGCAUGGAAAUGGAAUCUACAUUGGAAUACAGGAAGGGAAUUGGUGAACACGAUGGCGAAGGAGGGGUUAUUAUACACAUUUUGCUUCCACUUUUUGUGCCUCCAGAUUGUGUUUUGCUGCUCUUCAUUGGUUUUUUUUUUUCCCUUUCCUUUUUCAUAUUCCCAAUCCUUUGCCCUCUUGCAACCACCCUCCAAUACUCAUCUCGCCCGGUCGAUCAAAUCGUGCGCUGUCGCUCCUUCCUUUCUUUUUUUUUUCUUCUUUUUUCUUUUUCAUUUUUCUCUCUCUUUUUCAUUUUUCUCAUUUUAAGUCCAUACUUUCCCUUUUCGCUUUUGCUGGGUCUUGGUUGUUCACCCUUUGAGCGGCGGAGCUUCUUCUGAUAGGGAGAAAGGACUGAAAUGUUUUACUUAGAUUGAGGAGUGAAGUGGCCAAAGUUGAACCCGCCAAAGUCACACACACGUAUAUGGUAAUUAGGCUACGGUAUACCGAUUUUUUUUGUUUAUGAUACCAGUAGAGAAUAGUCUCUUAUUGUACUUAACGGUAAUCUCUGGGAUGUUCAGGAUUCUGUACUCGAGUAGGUGGUUAUAUUUUUUCUUAGGAUUCCUCUCAAUGGGACUGAGUUGUGUAUCAAGAUUUAAAGAGAUUUGGUUGGAGUGCUUUGUCGAUGCUAGUAUCGUAGGCUAUCGCAUGUCGGAAUGACGCAGCGUGAGGAUUUCACAAGUUUUGGUGCCUGUUACAAGCACAAGUACUGCAUUAUUAGUCAGGGCCGGUCCGGCCGGAGCGGUAGGCGACGAUUCUAUCAUAUUAUCAUAUCAUACUUGGAGAAAUGGUUGUCUUGGCAUCUUCGAAACGGAAUAUAACGGUCGUUUGUAGACAAUGGGGAAAGGGAACGGAACGGUGGUACUGUACUCGAGUACUUGUAACCAGACAGGCCCUUAAUCUUCCCUGUCAUGGGUUACGCCCGCUGUAGCAUGAUCGAAAAGCUUACUUAUAUCAUGACACCCUAACCUACAAGCCUUGCUGUUUGUUCAUGCUCUAUCUUCCACCUCCCCCCAGUCACUUGCUCGUAGGGCGGCUCUGUUCGAGUUCAAAAGCUUCACUUCCCUCUCUCACCUUGCUGCUUACAGCACCACCCGCCUACUCCCCCGCUCCUCCACCUCGCCUCUCCACCUGCCUUGCACUUGUGCCCGCGAAAAUGUACCCCUCCCGCAAUCGAUCAGGAGGCUAUGGUGCCCGUGGAACCUAUGAGAUCACACCCAUGAAGCCUAGCGAGCAUUCCCCAACUUUGCUGGGGAGGUGGAACGUCCAAGACCGACCGCUGCCUGAGAGAACAGCUAUCAAAGCCAUCCAUGUCUACGACUUUGAUAACACACGUAAAGAUUCCAACUUCCCAUUAUAUGGAAACCAUGGUCACUGACUGACAUUUUGUUUCCGGCACAGUUUUCAAGUCACCCCUUCCUAAUGCAAAGAUCUGGCACGCUAGCGCACUCGGUCAUCUGAUGAAUCAUGAUUUCUUCAAAAACGGAGGUCCUAUUUACCCCAAACGAAUCCCAUACUUUUUUUUUUUCCCAUAGCUGAUUGGAUUCUAUAGGUUGGUGGCAUGAUUCACGGAUCCUUGCGGCUACAGGCGGGGGCCUCGAGGUUGAGGAACCACGGAGUUGGCGAGGCUGGUGGAACGAACAGGUUGUGUCUUUAGUUGAGCUCUCCAUGCAACAAAAGGAUGCGCUCACCAUCCUUCUCACUGGCCGUUCUCUGGCUGGAUUCGUUCCACUUAUCAAACGGAUUGUUGCUAGCAGGAAACUUGAUUUCGAUAUAAUCGCGCUGAAGCCUGAGAGAGGGCCAGGUGAUGAAGAUAUCAAGAGUACCUUUUAUUUCAAGUGCAUGUUCUUGAACGAUCUCCUCAACACCUAUAUCCAUGCCGAUGAGGUCAAGAUUUAUGAGGACCGCGAAAAACACGUGAGGGCGUUUGAAUCAUUUCUCAAGGAUUACAUUCGGACCAAUUGUCAAAAUAAUACGCCAAGAAUCGGCUUGACGACGGAUGUGGUUCAUAUCGCCGAGGAAUCUGUGGGUCACUUCCCCGCAACUUCAGGCAGCAUAUCCUAAUCUUGAUUUGGUGAAUGUAGACACUUCUAGAUCCAGUCACGGAGGUUAGGGAAGCCCUGAAGAUGGUUGAGGAUCAUAACCAUAUUGCCUCUGGCGGGUCUAGCCGCUUGGUCAUCAACAAGACUGUCAGUUACACUGGUGAGGCCACAUUGAGGAUUUAUCUAUUGGGGCACUUGGCGGGUAAUUGAUAUUUGCCGUCACAGGUUAUCUUUUAGCCCCCGCAACUACCUCUCAUUUACUCAACACCUUGAACAUCCCUGGCCUUGCCCGUAACCAUAAGGACAUAAGACUUAAUGCGACUGGAAUCCUGAUAUCCCCUCGCGUGGCUGAUAACCGUGUGCUGAUCAACGCCGGCACCUUAGGAACAGUAGUUGACUUUGUGGUGACUGGAUGGGGUCACUUUGAAAAUAAGGUUUGGGCAGCAUCAGUACAGCCCUUGGAUCCAAAUUACAAGGCUUACAGUGGUGAGUAUGCGUUUCACCAUUGCCGAGAUUGUGUCUGACCCGUUCAAAGUAUUUGAUGGUCAUCGCCCGGUAAUCAUACUUGCGAUUCGUCGUGACGGGAAACCCAGUGAUGCCCAGAAAAUCACGACCUGGCAGCCGGUUCCUAAUGGCAACUUUCCCGUUAGAACAACGAUCGCUGAGAAGGCCUAUCUUCACGUCGAUGACGAGCCCUACCAGUCUGAGGGUAAGUAAAGGAGCCCGAAUUCAUGGAGCGAAGUUCUAGGACAGUUCACGUAGCCGUCUACUGAUGCCCCGGCAGAAAAGCCUGCGCUCCAUCCACCACGUCGUGGAAACUUCCAAAGCCGUCAUAUUUCGUAUAGCCAGUUCAGCUCAAACCGCGGCCGCGGUGGUAGAGGUCGUGGACGCGGCUAUGGUCCUGGCAAUUCUGGGAGAAGAGGAGCCGGCCCGGAGCACAGACAAGAGACUCGCCCGGGAGACAGGAACGGUGGGUACCAUGCAUACGAGCGCCACCAGCAGGGUACUAGGCCUGUAGAGCCACAGGAUAUGCAGUUCUUGAGCGAGAUGUAUGAAUAGUGGUGCACUGGGUUGCGUUUUGUCAAGUCCAGGAGGUUGAGUGAUGGUGGCUAGUCUCUAUAUGUUUUUUUUCUUGUCAUGGUAUGGUUCUGGUUGGUCGGAGUUGUGUGCUGUAAUGUACAAUAGUAUGCACCUUGGAUUUGGAGCAUUUGUGGUUGAAUGGUUAUGCUCGAACAUGCCUUUGGAGGCCCCUCGCGUAUUUGCCGGUGUUAAAAAUGAGCUUUCAAAUUGCGGGUGAUAGUUGAUGCAGAAGAGCAAAGGCAUAAAAUAUCAAUCGUUCGGAUUGACGCCCUGGGGCUCACCAUAAAUAUCCGUUUCACAGAAAUGUCUAGUAGGCAUUUAGCGUUUCGAUUAUCCCACUAGGCUCACUAAAGUCCUCGUGCUAGUUGUUUCCUAAGGCCUUUUGCUAUUGGAUUUUCUUCAUCACAAGUGGGGUUUAUGGACUCCCAGUGGUGUCCGUGGACCCGGGCGUCUUGCCUCCGUUUGGCAUUCGGUGGCAUUCCGAGCUCGACCCCACCAGUUGGGGCGAGGUGCGGUGACCAAGUGAUGGCUGAAA
Tuber aestivum (summer truffle) is the source of this 6430-nucleotide messenger RNA. The record is from the annotation of a GenBank genome assembly. Lineage: Eukaryota; Fungi; Ascomycota; Pezizomycetes; Pezizales; Tuberaceae.